GUGGUGAUGGCUCAGAAAGUGAUAGUUUCGAAUUACAGACGCAGAAGCAAAAUUUUUAUAGAGGUUACCAAGCUACUACAAAACGUGGCAUAGGUAAAGGUAAAUUAACCGAAAGAUUAUUGGCAGAAGGACUUUUAACGCCUCAAAUGUUACGCGAAUUACAAUCUGAAUGGAUCAAAUCGACGAAAAAGAAAAGAUAAUGAAAUUUUGUAUGUAUAGUAGAAAUAUAAUAAAAAUCAGAAAAAUUAUA
Dinoponera quadriceps is the source of this 250-nucleotide messenger RNA. RefSeq names its product ATP-dependent RNA helicase SUPV3L1, mitochondrial-like. Lineage: Eukaryota; Metazoa; Arthropoda; Insecta; Hymenoptera; Formicidae. The transcript is spliced from 2 exons. The annotation marks the transcript as partial. The record is from RefSeq and is a predicted model, not a curated record.